Rhipicephalus microplus (southern cattle tick) is the source of this 343-nucleotide messenger RNA. RefSeq lists its product as uncharacterized. The record is from RefSeq and is a predicted model, not a curated record. Lineage: Eukaryota; Metazoa; Arthropoda; Arachnida; Ixodida; Ixodidae.
CGUGCAUUUUCGCGCUUAUGAGGUUAUGAGCCACUAUAAUACUAUUGGCAUUUUGCUAUUUUGUCUUUCUCCAGAAGUCUUUUUCGCAGUACGGGGCCGCGGGAACAUGAAUUUUGUCGAAGCUGUCGUGGAUAAGCUACGUGAUGCUCUCGAACUGAUGAAGAAACUUGAAUCAAGCUGGGAGCACCUCCAAUAUAACUCCGACACUCUCAAGGAUGACAUAGAAGAUGCUUGCAGCGACCAGAUAGCUGUUGUUGGUCAACGGAAGAACAGAUUGUGCUUCGAGGUGAUUUGCUGGUUUCUGAACCGAAGAGGCGAAUUCAGUCAGAUUUGGCCAAGUUGA